Messenger RNA from Anopheles aquasalis, 252 nucleotides. RefSeq lists its product as uncharacterized. The record is from RefSeq and is a predicted model, not a curated record. NCBI's taxonomy places the organism in Eukaryota, Metazoa, Arthropoda, Insecta, Diptera, Culicidae.
AUGGUAGCUAGAACUGAAUGGCUAAACGUUUCGAUUAAAUUUCAUAGCAAAUGGGGAUUUCCUCAUGCGCUCGGCGCAAUCGAUGGCAAACACGUUGCCAUCAAUCCAUCAACCAAUCGUGUUUUCAAUCAGCGCCAUUCUAGGGCUCGCCAAUGCCUUGAGUCCCCCUUUGGAUCACUGCUCGGUAUUACCUUCGAAGGGGAGGCUGGACAUGGUAGUCCCACUCGUGCCCAUGCGGACACGCUCGCUUAA